AUGUCUUCACUGCAGCAAAAGGAUCUUGCCUUUCUCUCCAGCUUUGCACUGCACCAUUCUGCUGCUGGACUUGUCACUGACUGUACAAGCUGUGGUGGUGCUGUACCCAUCACAAUCUGCCACAGUGACAAGAAUGGUAAUGAAGGCAAGCCCAUGGCUAUGCUUCCCUCAGCCAUUGCACAGAAAAUGGGGGAUGUCUGA
This is a messenger RNA of Suillus subaureus, 201 nucleotides long. RefSeq lists its product as uncharacterized. The transcript is spliced from 2 exons. The record is from RefSeq and is a predicted model, not a curated record. The coding region runs from base 1 to 201 and encodes 66 amino acids. NCBI's taxonomy places the organism in Eukaryota, Fungi, Basidiomycota, Agaricomycetes, Boletales, Suillaceae.